GGACGAGGCAGCCUGGCUGGAGUUUUCUCAUGCCUCUCUUUUCUGCUGACUCACAGAGGAACCGGCUGAACUGCUUAACCACCAUCCAGCCCCCGGGACUGCCAGCCAGCCCUGGAUCUUCCUCCUGCUGCUUCCACUGCUAGAGAAAUCGGACUUCGCUGGAAAAAAAAAAACCCCACCAAAACCAAACCAAACCAGGAGCUUCUCAUCGCGCCCGGGCGAAGGAAGAAGGGAUGCUUCGCUGUUUCUGUUCCUCCUGCUUUCAUCCCUGUUAAAGGUCCGUCCGUCCGUCCGUCCGUCCGUGGGAAAGCAGGCAGGCAGGCAGAUCUGGGCAAAGCAGAAGUUUGCUGCAAGGGGAUGCACUUUCUGUUGGAUGCUGUCGCCGCACUGAAUGCGUAAGGACGGGGAAAGCCAUGUCCCAGAUGCUGCACAUCGAGAUCCCCAAUUUUGGGAACACCGUCCUGGGCUCCCUGAAUGAGCAGAGGCUUCUGGGCCUCUACUGCGAUGUCUCCAUCGUGGUCAAGGGCCAGGCCUUCAAGGCCCACCGGGCGGUGCUGGCCGCCAGCAGUUUGUACUUCCGGGACUUGUUUAGCGGGAACAGCAAAAGCGCCUUCGAGCUGCCCAGCUCGGUGCCGGCUACUUGCUUCCAGCAGAUCCUCUCCUUUUGCUACACGGGCAAGCUGACCAUGGCGGCCAGCGAGCAGCUGGUGGUGAUGUACACGGCGGGCUUCCUGCAGAUCCAGCACAUCGUGGAGAAAGGGACCGACCUCAUGUUCAAAGUCAGCUCGCCCCACUGUGACUCUCAGACGGCCAUGAUCGAAGAAGCUGGCUCGGAGCCCCAGAGCCCUUGCAACCCCGUGCAGAUGGCGUCCAUGCCUUACGUCAUGUCCCCCUCGCUACCCAUCCCGCUCCUCACCCGGGUCAAGCACGAGAACCUGGAGCAGCAGGCGCCGCUGCCGGCCAAGCGGGCCUUGGAGGGGGGCCUGCGAGAGGCAUCGGCGGGGGGCUCCGCGGGCACCACGGCGGUGAAGCUGUCCCGCGUCUCCUACUACGGGGUGCCCAGCCUCGCCCCGCUCAUCUCCAGCAUCCCGCAGGCUCCGUAUGUCCAGGGGGAGCGGACAAGUCCCGGGGCCAGCAGCAUCCCAACCACAGACAGCCCCACGUCCUACCACAACGAAGAGGAUGAGGAAGACGAUGAAGCCUACGACACCAUGGCUGAAGAGCAAUAUGGGCAGAUGUACAUCAAGUCGACAGGCAGCUACGCAGGGCCUCCAGAGAAGCCAGAGCAAAUUCCCGUGGAGAGCCGCUCCUGUGUCCUCAUCCGGCGCGAUUUGGUAGCGCUUCCGGCGAGUCUGAUUAGCCAGAUCGGUUACCGCUGCCACCCGAAACUCUACUCGGAAGGCGAUCCUGGAGAAAAACUUGAAUUGGUUGCAGGUUCUGGGGUUUACAUCACUCGAGGACAGCUCAUGAAUUGUCACCUCUGUGCAGGUGUGAAACACAAAGUCCUCCUUCGACGCCUCCUGGCCACGUUCUUCGACAGGAACACGUUGGCCAACAGCUGUGGAACAGGAAUUCGUUCUUCCACCAGUGACCCCAGCCGGAAACCCCUCGAGAGCCGGGUGCUCAAUGCUGUGAAAUUGUAUUGUCAGAAUUUUGCCCCCAGUUUCAAGGAGAGCGAGAUGAAUGUCAUCGCGGCCGACAUGUGCACGAACGCCCGCCGAGUGCGCAAGCGAUGGCUUCCCAAGAUCAAGUCCAUGCUGCCCGAGGGGAUGGAGAUGUACCGCUCCGUCAUGGGCUCCACCACCGCCAACGUCCUCCUGGACCCCGAAUUCCAGCCUUCCAGCGCCCAGAUGUUCGAGCAACGGAUCUAUGCGGAAAGGAGAGGGGAUUCUGGGACGAUUGUAGCCCUCAGAACUAACACAGUGACGGUCGACCAGAGCAACGGGACGGGCCCCUUGUUUGAGCCGAGCGAGGAGGGUGAAGGGGCCAGUUCCGUCAUCCAGGAGUCGGCCGGCCCAGAAGCCCUGGCUUCCGAUACCCAAAGCACCUCACAGCCCUUCGAAGAAGGAUCGGGGUCCCCCAGCCGGCCGGAAACCCCUGCGGGGCGGCCGGAGGCGACUUACGGGGCCCCCUUAUGAACCAGACCGCCGAGGGUGGGCCGUCACUCUCUGGAAGGAUCUGUAACCCUAAAGCUGCUUGCAUGUUCUUAUUAAUUACAGAAGAAAACAAACAAACAAAACACCCCCAUACGAUCAAACCAUUUACCUACUGAACUGCUACCGUUGCCUGAGAAAAAUUUUGAUUUUUGAGUCUGCUCGUGUUUAGGACCGAUGAAGGCGCCACCCAGUGGGAAGAG
Molecule: messenger RNA, 2356 nt
Organism: Notechis scutatus (mainland tiger snake)
Lineage: Eukaryota; Metazoa; Chordata; Lepidosauria; Squamata; Elapidae
Gene: NACC2
Product: NACC family member 2
Biological process (GO): regulation of transcription by RNA polymerase II
Molecular function (GO): RNA polymerase II cis-regulatory region sequence-specific DNA binding; protein binding; DNA-binding transcription factor activity, RNA polymerase II-specific
Source: RefSeq, a predicted model, not a curated record